AAAAUUUCGGAAUUUUGGAGCGACGGUUUCGCGCUGGCGGUCGGCGUGGUGUGGGGAGGUGGUCGGUGCGCGCACAUAAUUUCUGUCCAGAGCUUUUUGCUCUUCGCGGAAAGACGAGACUCGCAGGCCCCUCUCGCUUCCCCCGAUCACCACCCAUUGAAAUACUUUCUCCAUUAACUCUUCGAGGAUCGUAUCCGACAACAACCCCAAGCAAAUCGCCAAGAUGUCGGACGUAGAAGAGAACACUGUCCCCGCCUCCGAGGAGGUUGAGGUUUCCGCCGAUGCUGCCCCCAAGGGCCAGAUGAGCGUCCUUGAUGCCCUCAAGGGUGUUCUCAAGAUCUCCCUCAUGCACGACGGUCUUGCCCGCGGUCUCCGUGAGGCCUCCAAGGCCCUCGACCGCCGUGAGGCUCACAUGUGCGUCCUCAACGAGUCCUGCGAGGAGGAGGCCUACAAGAAGCUCGUCAUUGCUCUUUGCUCCGAGCACAAGAUCCCCCUCAUCAAGGUUCCCGAUGGCAAGCAGCUCGGCGAGUGGGCUGGUCUCUGCGUCCUUGACCGUGAGGGUAACGCCCGCAAGGUCGUCAACUGCUCUUGCGUCGUUGUCAAGAACUGGGGUGAGAUGUCCUCCGAGCGUGAGAUCCUCCUCAACUACUUCCAGACCGAGCAGUAAAUUGGCGAUUCGCAUCUUGGCGAGGCGGAACACCUAGGGAUGGACAGGCUGUAGACGCGUCCCAGACAUUGGCUCUAACAAGCCCUGUGUCUGGUUGGACGUACGCUUGGGUAGACCUUACCGACUGGCACAAAUGCUUAGAGCAGGCCUUAACUGGCUUCCCUGCAAGGGGCAAUAAACAACGUAAAAGGUCCAAAAACUGCUGGCCAAUUCUUGAAGUGACUCUGUAUGAAUCGCGUUGUCAUGCGUGAAAUCCUGCAAUUUGUAUGCCAUUGUCAAUGGCGUCACAAGCCCAUGGGAAGAGCAAGGACUUGUUCUCCAAAUGGGGAAUGGAAAAGGGGACUAACACCCAAAGGUUGUAGUAUGCAUUCUUAUAUCAUUUUUUACCCUCUACCAUGAUGAUGUGGUAGCC
This is a messenger RNA of Neurospora crassa OR74A, 1079 nucleotides long. Its product is annotated as 40S ribosomal protein S12. The transcript has 4 exons. Bases 224 to 667 code for a protein of 147 amino acids. Gene Ontology annotation, cellular component: ribosome; cytosolic small ribosomal subunit. Lineage: Eukaryota; Fungi; Ascomycota; Sordariomycetes; Sordariales; Sordariaceae. The record is from RefSeq and is a predicted model, not a curated record. Gene Ontology annotation, biological process: translation. Gene Ontology annotation, molecular function: structural constituent of ribosome.